Messenger RNA from Penicillium paradoxum, 1164 nucleotides. RefSeq lists its product as uncharacterized. Bases 1 to 1164 code for a protein of 387 amino acids. NCBI's taxonomy places the organism in Eukaryota, Fungi, Ascomycota, Eurotiomycetes, Eurotiales, Aspergillaceae. The record is from RefSeq and is a predicted model, not a curated record. The transcript has 2 exons.
AUGCGUACUUCAACAUUUGGACUCUGGGCCUUGACGGCUGGUGUCACUACUGCAAAGACCUGUUACGAUGUAACAGUGGAAGUCCCCGUCACAGCUCGCAAUGGCGUGUUCGACAAUAUCAUCACGCCUGAAACCAACUUCGAUGCUACUUCCUUUGUCCUUGCCUCGACCAAACAGGGUGGUAAUAUAACUGAAGCAGCACUGUCUGGGUACGCCACCGUCUCGAAGCUCUACAAUAUCUCCGCCCAGUACUGUAUGCCAAAGAGCACUGGAAGCAGCGCCUACACGCUUCAGAUUCUCACACAUGGAAUGGGCUUUGACAAGACCUACUGGGAUCUGCCAUACAACGACUACAACUACUCCUACGUCGAGUACGCCUUGUCUCAAGGUUACCACACACUCUCCUAUGAUCGUCUAGGCCUUGGGAAGUCUUCUCAUGGUGAUGCCAAAAACGAGAUCCAGGCCUUCCUGGAGAUCGAGGGUCUUGCUCAGUUGACCCGUAUGGUGCGCAAUGGCGAGAUUUCUCAUAUCAAGACCCCCAGCAAGAUUGUGCAUGUCGGACAUUCAUUCGGGUCUUCACAGACGGUUGCCCUAUCCGCAAUGUAUCCGGACCUUUCGGAUGCGCUUGUGCUCACCGGGUGGUCGACAAGUGCCGACUACAUGCCCAUGUUCCUCACCGGGGCCAACUUCCAGCAAGCGCGGCUCAACGGCAAAAAUUCCGACUACACCGGUGGAUACUUGACGAGCGGCGACGUUGGCAGCAACGUGUAUCUCUUCUUCUACCCACCCCAUUUCGACACCGAGCUGCUGGAGUUCGUCGAAGAGAACAAGCAGCCCAUGACGAUUGGGGAACUCAUGACCAUCACGGGUCUGCCAGCGCAGAGCAAUUUCACCGGGCCCGUGUAUGUCAUUGAUGGCGAGAACGAUGUUCCAUUCUGUGGAGGCGACUGCUCGCACACAGGUGGGACAUCGGCAUCCUUCCCUGCCGCUGCCGAGAAGCUGUUCCCGUCUGCAAGUGCCUUCGUUGCCUACAUCCACCCCAACACGGGGCAUGCGAUUAACGUGCAUUACAAUGCCACGGGGGCGUACAAGGAGAUUCAUGACUUUUUGGGGGCUCACGGUUUAAAGAGCCGGAGUCAUCAUCAUGAUCAUGUGCGUCAUUAG